GGCAUUACGGUCUGAGCCGGCGAGCGGUGAGGAGCUCCAGCGAGAGAGGCGAUAUCAGUGAGCGAGACACGUGCUGACGAGCGGUGAAACGAACAGAGACGAGAUGGCACCCUGCCAAGUGAUCCCUUCGGAGUCGGCGAGCCCCAGCGACUACAAAAAGGUUCUGAAACCUCUGCUGGAGCGUCGGCGUCGGGCGCGCAUCAACCGCUGCCUGGACCAGAUGCGCGACCUCAUGGUGGACGCGCUGUCCAUGGAGGGCGACAGCGCCGCCAAGCUGGAGAAGGCCGACGUCCUGGAGCUGGCUGUGCGUCACCUUCAGAAGCUGCAGGCGCAGCGGCGCGCCGCCGCCCCCGCUGCCCCGGCCGCGCCGGCCGCCAGCCCUCAGAUCGAGCUGGAUCGGUACCGCGCCGGGUUCUCCGCCGCCGCCACCGUCGUCAGCCGGGCCCUGGCCUUCACCCCUGGCGUGGACGUGGAGCUGGGCACCCGCGUGAUGCAGCACCUGGGCAGCUCGUUCCGCGCGCUCGACCAGCGCCGGCUGUCUGCGCCGCUGACGGUGGAGGUGCCCCAGUUCCGCACCCGGGUGCCGGUGACGGCGUGCCCGGCCAGCCCGGCCGACAGCUGCAGCUCUGGCUACUCGAGCGGCGCCGACAGCGGUCUCCUCACCGUGGUGACUCCGGUGUCUGCGGCCCCGCGCGCGCCGGCCUCCUCCCAGUGCAGCCCCAGCCCGCUGAACCUGAAGCUGGGCGACGAGGGUAUGUGGCGGCCAUGGUGAACGGGCUGUCGCAGCUCGGCGCUGCCGGAGGGCUUUCAGAGACUGCCCGGCCAUGGGGGCCGAGAGGGGCGUGCUGUGAUAUUGGGCCGCUGUGAUAACUGUUUGCUUUUUGUGUGCUUUGUUUGUAGUCAAGUUGUUUGUGCAGAGGUGACGUUCAGUUUCAUUCAAGGCUGUACAAUACACCUUAUGAUGUGUGUUA
This is a messenger RNA of Amphibalanus amphitrite, 971 nucleotides long. Its product is annotated as enhancer of split mbeta protein-like. Lineage: Eukaryota; Metazoa; Arthropoda; Thecostraca; Balanomorpha; Balanidae. The record is from RefSeq and is a predicted model, not a curated record. Gene Ontology annotation, biological process: regulation of transcription by RNA polymerase II; anterior/posterior pattern specification; regulation of neurogenesis. Gene Ontology annotation, cellular component: nucleus. The transcript is spliced from 2 exons. Gene Ontology annotation, molecular function: RNA polymerase II cis-regulatory region sequence-specific DNA binding; protein dimerization activity; DNA-binding transcription factor activity, RNA polymerase II-specific. The coding region runs from base 104 to 772 and encodes 222 amino acids.